This is a messenger RNA of Cicer arietinum (chickpea), 994 nucleotides long. RefSeq lists its product as uncharacterized. Lineage: Eukaryota; Viridiplantae; Streptophyta; Magnoliopsida; Fabales; Fabaceae. The record is from RefSeq and is a predicted model, not a curated record.
AUAUAUUUAGGAGUGCAGAGUGUAAUGCUAUUGCUACUUAUCAUAAAUACUUUUACACUUCAUCCAUUUUUUUUCAUCACCAAAUCACUAACUAGUUUGAAACAAAGCAAUGUCAGCAGAACAAGUUUUGAAAUCAUAUGACAUAAGUUGGUUUGAGACAUCAAUUUUCACCAACAAAAAAACAUCUUCACCAUCUAUACAUUCAACAACAUUAGUACUUGAUUCAACCUCAAACUCCAAGGUAAUGGAAGUGCUUUUUUCAGACACAAAACUCCUAAGAAUUCCAACACUUCAUGUAAGGUCUUUUAGUGAUGAAAACUUAUCCUCCAAAAUUGGUGCUUUCUCUGAUUCUCUUUCACCAAACUCUGUUCUCACACAUCAAAAGCUGAAAACAAUUCUUUCAGGUAAGGUAGUAGAAGAUUUCACAAUAGAAAAUACUCAUGCUAAAGAAGAUGAAGAAAAAGAAGCGUUCGAUACGAAAAAGGUGAGUCAUCAUACUCAAAAAACGAAGCUCAGAAAAGGAAAAAGUACCUCUAGGAGUUUGUCGGAGCUCGAGUUUAAGGAGCUAAAAGGGUUUAUGGAUUUAGGAUUUGUGUUUGCUGAGGAAGACAAGGAUUCAAGAUUGGUUUCUUUGAUACCAGGAUUGCAACAACUAGGAAAAGAUGAUUCAAGUUUGAAUAAAAAGGAACAUAAAAUUGAUGAAAAUGUGAUUUGUAGGCCUUAUUUAUCUGAGGCUUGGGGUCUUAUAGAGCAAACAAAAGAAUUUAAUCCAUUGCUUAAUUGGAGGGUACCAAUUCUAGGAAAUGAGAUUGAUAUGAAGGACAAUCUUAAGUUUUGGGCUCACACAGUUGCAUCCAUUGUAAGAUAAUAACAAUCAACAAGUUUUUUCUUUUCUUUUUCUAGUGGAUGUUCAAGUUCAAUCUUCUUCAUUUUCUAUGGAAAAAGUUUACUUGUAUGUAUUUUUUUUAUCCAAUUUGUAUUUUGUUUUUCCUAA